AUGGAGGUCUGGCGCUACCACCCGGAUGGCUGGCACGAACCGCUCCUCUUCACACGCGGGCGUGGACGCAGAUGUGACGAAGCCAUUUACUUGGGACAUGGCAUCGGCGCCACCUUCCACGUUCCUCCCUACUCACGCCGCUGCGGACGUCGACGCCCACCGCCACCACCACCACCACCUGUACCUUGGGACUAUGACGACGACUCCGACUAUUGGUCCGACGACUCCGACUACAGAUACCGAAGAGGAAUCAACAUCAACAACCGCAACCGCAACCGCAACAGCGCCACUGCUAUGGCCCGUGCGCUCGCCAGCAAUCGAGUCGUCGUCAACAACAUCUACCGGCCAUCGAGGCGGAUUUUCUAA
This is a messenger RNA of Fonsecaea multimorphosa CBS 102226, 366 nucleotides long. RefSeq lists its product as uncharacterized. Bases 1 to 366 code for a protein of 121 amino acids. The record is from RefSeq and is a predicted model, not a curated record. The transcript has 2 exons. NCBI's taxonomy places the organism in Eukaryota, Fungi, Ascomycota, Eurotiomycetes, Chaetothyriales, Herpotrichiellaceae.